AUGUGGCAAAGAAAUGAGACCUCUCUGGCUGAUUUCAUCCUUGAAGGGCUCUUUGAUGACUCCUUCACCCAUGUCUUUCUCUUCUCCUUGACCAUGGUGGUUUUCCUCGUGGCAGUGAGUAGCAACACCCUCACCAUUCUCCUCAUCUGUGCUGACCUCAGGCUUCAUACCCCCAUGUACUUCCUGCUCAGCCAGCUCUCCCUCAUGGAUCUGAUGCAUGUUAACACCACCAUCCCCAAGAUGGCCACCAACUACCUCUCUGGCAGGAAGUCCAUCUCCUUUGUGGGCUGUGCUACACAGCACUUCCUCUAUUUGGCUGUGGGUGGUGCUGAGUGUCUUCUUUUAACUCUGAUGUCCUAUGACCGCUAUGUGGCCAUCUGCAACCCACUCCGUUAUACUGUUCUCAUGAACAGAAGGGUAACACUGAUGAUGGCGACCACAUCAUGGCUAGGGGCAUCCACAAACUCCUUAAUUCACACAGUGAUAUUAAUGAACUUCCCUCUCUGUGGGUCUCGAAAAGUCCACCACUUUUAUUGUGAGUUUCCAGCAAUUGUGAAGUUGGUAUGUGCUGAUAUCACUGUUUAUGAGACCACAGUAUACAUCAGCAGUGUCCUAUUUAUCCUUCUCCCUAUAGUCCUGGUCUCUACAUCCUAUGCCUUCAUCCUCUGCAGUGUCAUCCAGAUGCGAUCUGCUGGGAGUAAAAAAAAUGCCUUUGCCACUUGUAGCUCUCACCUCACUGUGGUUUCUCUCUGGUUUGGUACUGGCAUCUUCGCAUAUAUGAGACCCAAGUCCCAGCGCACUCCAUUUCAAGAAAAAGUUGGUUCUGUGUUCUAUAGCAUCAUUACUCCCACCCUGAAUCCUCUGAUCUAUACUCUCCGGAAUAAGGAUAUAACUAAGGCACUGAGGAAAGUGCUAGGGAGAGAUGCUAUUAUUCAAUGA
Erinaceus europaeus (western European hedgehog) is the source of this 939-nucleotide messenger RNA. Its product is annotated as olfactory receptor 2AE1-like. Gene Ontology annotation, molecular function: olfactory receptor activity; G protein-coupled receptor activity. Gene Ontology annotation, cellular component: membrane. Gene Ontology annotation, biological process: G protein-coupled receptor signaling pathway. Lineage: Eukaryota; Metazoa; Chordata; Mammalia; Eulipotyphla; Erinaceidae. Bases 1 to 939 code for a protein of 312 amino acids. The record is from RefSeq and is a predicted model, not a curated record. The transcript has a single exon.